Molecule: messenger RNA, 2777 nt
Organism: Rhinichthys klamathensis goyatoka
Lineage: Eukaryota; Metazoa; Chordata; Actinopteri; Cypriniformes; Leuciscidae
Product: metal transporter CNNM3
Exons: 9
Coding region: 124-2385 (753 amino acids)
Biological process (GO): transport; magnesium ion homeostasis
Cellular component (GO): plasma membrane
Molecular function (GO): transmembrane transporter activity
Source: RefSeq, a predicted model, not a curated record
UGCCUGUUUCUUAAGAAUCUCGGAGCCAACAUGGCGGCCGGACCUAGCCAGUUUCCCACACCGUUUUAUAUGAAAACAAGUGAAAAAGUAGGAGGGUAGCAGCAACAACAUCAGCAGCGUCACAUGAUUCAUAAAGCCAGGCUGCCCUGUUCCAAUAUGGUGGUCAGCUUGGCGGAGCUGCGUCUCCCGUUGAUCAUAUCUUUCCUGUGCGGGUUCGGAGCCUGCAGCCUUCAAGAAGUGCAGGUUUUCGGGCUGCGCCUGGAGGACCCCAGCGAGCUGGUGUACCGGCACGAAGGGGUCAUCGUAGCUCCAAACGGGACCAAUUUCACGCUCAGGUUGUUUGGGUCCUACCUGUCCAAUGAGACCUGGCCGUGGGUCGCGUUCGCCGCGCCUGGAGACUGUUUGGCUGACCCGUGCGCGAUGGAGAAGUGUCGCAGGUCCGCUUCGUUCCAGGUGCGCGGCUUGGUUGAGGAACGUGAGGAAAACAGCAGGCUUAUAGAAGUCCAUGCCGAGGUUGCAACAUCCGAGACGCAGAAUAAAGAUGCAGAGCCUGUUUUCCAUCACAUCUGCGUCUUAAAGGGCCAGACGUGGGGGUCAUUCGGGUCGGACAAGUUUCUCAUUAAGGACCCGGGUGUACCAUCUGAUUUCAUUCCGUUAUGGGGUUUGGUUUUGGUGCUUGUACUUCUGGUUUUGAUUUGCUGUGUGGUCAGAUGCUUGAAUCUGAGUUUGCUGUGGCUGGACCCACUGGAGCUGUAUGUUCUGCACAGCUGUGGUUCAGAGGAUGAGAAGCGGGCGGCCAAGCGCCUCAAGCCCAUCCGGAGGAGAGGAAACGUUUUGGUGUGCUCUCUCCUGUUCAUUUGUGCAUUGGGUCACUCUGUGCUCGGUGUUCUGUUGUACCGCCUCUAUGGGUCCAUCCUCCCCGCUGUGUUCACUAGCGGCUUCCUCAUAUUCCUCCUGGCUGAGUUGGUUCCUCAUAUUGUAUGUUCGGGCUAUGGGUUCCAGGUGGCACCGGGUUUGAUAUGGCUGGCCCAGAUCUGUCUCAUUCUGACGUGUCCACUUUCCUGUCCUCUCGGACUCCUGCUGGACUUGAUCCUCCACCGGGACGUGAGCACCUGCGGCAUCCGCGAGAAAACCAUGGAAAUGAUUCGGACUAGUGUGAACGAUCCGUAUAAUGAGUUUGUCAAGGUGGAGUUCAGUAAGGGCGCUCUCAGGACCAAAACCGUGGAGGAUAUCUUGACCCCUCUGAAAGAUUGCUUCAUGCUGCCUUCCACGGCCGUUCUGGACUUCAGCACCAUGUCUGAGAUCAUGCAGAGCGGAUACACUCGCGUCCCUGUGUACGAAGAGGAGAGGUCCAAUAUCAUCGAGAUCCUGUACGUGAAAGACUUGGCGUUGGUUGAUCCAGAGGACCGCACUCCCAUGACCACCAUCACAAAGUUCUACAACCAUCCUCUGCAUUAUGUUUUUAAUGACACCAAGCUGGAUGCAAUGCUGGAAGAAUUCAAAAAAGGAAACUCACACCUGGCCAUCGUUCAGAAGGUGAAUAAUGAGGGCGAAGGAGAUCCGUUCUACGAGGUUCUGGGGCUGGUCACGCUGGAGGACGUUAUUGAGGAGAUCAUCAAAUCUGAGAUCCUGGACGAGUCUGAUGGUUACAUGGACAUGAAGGUGAAGCGUCCGAUGGCCCCGCUGGAGAUUCCCCUGGAGCCGCGCAGCGUUCAUGACGAGUUCUCCAUCUUUAAACCUCCAGAGGGCGAACCGAAGAUCCGCACCUCUCCUCAGCUGUUGCUGGCCACCCACCGCUUCCUAUCCCGAGAGGUGGAACAUUUCAGCCCGCAGCGCGUGUCAGAGAGAGUCUUAUUUCAUCUGCUGCGGCACCCCAGCGUCAACCAAGAAGUGAAGUUUGACCCCGGGAACCGGCUCAGUCCUGAUCACUACCUGUACACGCGGAACCACCCUGUGGAUUACUUCAUUCUGCUUCUGCAGGGCCGUGUGGAGGUGGAGAUCGGGAAAGAGGGAUUAAAGUUUGAAAACGGCGCGUUCACUUACUACGGCGUCUCAGCGCUCACAGCUCCCUCCUCAGUCCACCAGUCUCCGGUGUCCACACAGCAUCAGUCCCCCAGAGACCCCUUUGAGCUGGGAGAAGCCACCAGCCCGUCCAGCUACUGUCCCGACUACACAGUCCGAGCCCUCACAGACCUGCAGUUCAUCAAGGUGACCCGUCUGCAGUACCUCAAUGCCUUGAUGGCAUCCCGGGUCGCCCAGAGCCCCGACCCCCCUGAAAUUAAGAUCCUGCCCAACAGUCAAACCAAACUCCUGAACGAGAAAAACUCUACUCAAGACUUUCAGCUCCACUAUUCAUUCUUUGACGCUAUUGACAACUACUGUUAGUGUACUUUGCAUGAGGUGUGAGCAAGAGCCAGGAAUCUAGUACAGACGAGGAUCUUCACAGCCAGAGAGGAGCGUUUUGACCUUCUAUCUAACCUUCCUCGAGAACUCGCAAGGAUUUUAUUAUGACAACUAAUUUGUUUGUUGCCGUCUCAUACGAAUCUUUUACUCCUGGAAUGCAGCGAGGGAGCCAGAUGGAGGACUGUUGAGGAAAACAAAACGCUGUGCAAGACGUGUCAUUCUGGUCAGAGGCGAUGUUCUCGCUCUUCUGCUUAUUCAGCCGUUGCCUCUGAUGUCACUUCCUCUAUUCGCUAUGUUUGAGUUCACUUAUUUUCUUAAGGUGUAUAUGUGUGCAUAUGUACUACUAAAUUAAAUGGUGUUGUGCCAAGAUCUUA